AGUUUAGUUGUGUAGGAGUUUCAUUCUUUGCCUCCUUCUCUCCAGAUACAUUAUGGCUACUCAGGCCCCGCCAGUCCUCACACUGCAGGAAGGAUGCGUGCAAAACUUCAGCGGUUACUUGGAGAGACAGUCCAGCAUAUUCAAGAGGUGGAAAAAGAGAUGGAUAAUCAUUACUCCUGGUCCAUACCAGCAUCAAGUUUUUACCGAAAAGAAUGGGACAAAGAAACUCUUUUUUGAAGUUCUCUCAGCUCUUAAUCCUCUUGUAGAACCAGUCACCACAGACCCCAAGGAUUCAAACUACACAUCCUUUCGUGUUAUUAACCAAGCCACUGGAAAACCUUUUGGAAUAUUUAGAGCCCCAGACAUUGUACGAAUGCGUAGUUUCAUGGCUUCAUUUGGUCACACUGGAAAGGGUCUCUUCUCAAAGGCAGCAGGUGCUAAUGAGAUCCCGGUAGAAGCAACACACGGACUUUGGGAUGUUAUUCAUCCGUCUGAAGAGGAACUGGUACAAAGAGAGAUGGCAUUUAACGAGGGUGAGGCUGUACCCAGACCUGUUGAUGCCCCUCCUAAUUAUGCUCAAACUAUGGAGCAGCUGGCGUUAGGGUUUUAUCUACCAAAUGACCUCCAGCCAGAGACACCUGUAGUGUAUCCAGGUCAAGCAAUGCCUAUUUAUGAUCCUUCAGUAGCAGCUGCUUCUUCAUCAACCAGACGACCCUCACAUGAUACCUUCCGCCCACCCCACGGUCCACCUGUUCUCUGUCCAAUUAGUAUCGGGUAUGGACCUGAGGUUGGUCUGAUUGAUGGACAGCAGGCGCUAUGGGAUCCGAUUGGCAAGUACUACUUCUUUAUUGAUCACGUACAAAAAGUGACCUUUUUUGAAGACCCACGCCCACCUAUAGCACCCAGACCAGCUUUAGAGCCACACCAGGUAACUUAUGGUGAUCGGAAAAGAGAAGGGACACUCCCUCAAUCUCUUUGUUGUAGUUAUGACAUCAUAAACCACACCUCCCAAAGGGCCCAUUCUAAAAAACAUGGUUUUGUGCUUAAUGCUGCCGGUAUUCAUGGUCAUCAUGGAAAACAUGGAAACGUGGGUACUACUGGUACCAGCGGGUACUCUGGAGUGUGCAGAGAAGGACCUGGUACUGAAGGGGGUCCUGGGGGGGUCGGGGGGCCUGGGGAUUUUGGACAAAGAGGACAAGAUGCAACUGAAGCAAGUGAUGUCAUACUCAGUCUAUAUGGCAACAACGAGUCGUUACAUGUAUCUGGUUCAUGUAAAUUCACGGCACAUUUGGGCGGAGACAAGUAUGAGGAAGUAUUAUUCGUAAAUUGUAGAGGAGGGGACGGGGGUAGAGGGGGUAAUGGAGGAACGGGUGGAGCCGGUGGAAGAGGAGGCAGAGGAGGUGAUGGAUCUAGUGGCAGCCCGGGAAUGUCUAGCGCUCAUGGUCCUGGGGGGAAUGGGGGACCCGGGGGUAAUGGAGGCAAUGGGGGACAGGGGGGAACCGGAGGUAAAGGAGGAAGAGGAGGAGAUGGAGGACAUGCUGGAUAUGGAGGUGCCUGUGUAUUACAAGCUCAGGACAGGCAACUGUUUAUGUUAGUAGAGGUGGACUGUAUGUGUGGAACAGGGGGAAACAAGGGGAGCGGAGCACAAGGAGGUGAAGGAGGCAGUGGAGGAUCUGGUGGUGAUGGAGGUCCUGGAGGACAAGGAGGCAGGGGAGGUAGGUACAGGGACGCUAAUGGGGUCAGUUAUUAUUCAGAUGGUUUUCCUGGCUCAAAUGGGUUUCCUGGAUCCAGUGGAUCUGAUGGAUGUAAGGGUGCCUCUGGACAGGACGGGAUCAACGGUCAACCAGCACCAACUGGCGGUAUUCUGUGGGUUAUUAGCUCACCUGAUGGAGGGAUACUUCAUGAGUCUUCCACACGUUAUGACUGCCAUGUAACUGGGUUUCACACUGCUUCUGCCAUUGAUGACGGGAUCUUUGAACCAAACGAACGUGUCAUCAUAACAGACCUCACCAUGACUAACGAUGCUUCUAUGGACCUGCCAUCCGGAGCCACUGCUCUUAUUCCUUCAACUCAAACUAUCAAAUUUGAGCCAAUAAAACAUACAUUGCCUGAAAUCCCUCGUGGGGCCACAUACACUGUUCCUGUUAGUUAUUAUGGGCGAAUAUUCGACCAGCCUCCUCCUAACAAACCUGGACCAUUUGUUUCAAAAGCAGAGUUGGUAUCUCGUGUUGAAUUAUUGGGACGUCCCUUUGAGCGCUCCUUCCUCAAAAAGACUCUCAUCAUACAGUACCCUAUUAAACUAGCAUUUAUGAAUUGCCCAGAAAACCUUGGACGAGGUGAAAUUGCUAAUCUUGAGAUCGGGAUUGAAAACAUAUCCCAAAUGCCUUAUGGAUCAGUUCCUGGCUCUGGCGGGAAAGUCAUUCUUCAGGUUCAUUUUGAUCAGCGACUCCUUCCAGUGGCAGCUGCUAAUGUGGGCCUCUCUCUAGUUCCUUACACAGUUACUUAUGACCCUAACAUG
This is a messenger RNA of Amphimedon queenslandica, 2518 nucleotides long. RefSeq lists its product as uncharacterized. Lineage: Eukaryota; Metazoa; Porifera; Demospongiae; Haplosclerida; Niphatidae. The record is from RefSeq and is a predicted model, not a curated record. The annotation marks the transcript as partial. The transcript has 2 exons.